Molecule: messenger RNA, 3947 nt
Organism: Notechis scutatus (mainland tiger snake)
Lineage: Eukaryota; Metazoa; Chordata; Lepidosauria; Squamata; Elapidae
Source: RefSeq, a predicted model, not a curated record
CCUCCAUAGCCGGCCCGGCCCCGAACUCCGCUCCGCCGGCGAGGAUGCGGACAGCGGCGAGCGCCCGCGGCUCUGCGCUGCUGCUGCUGCUGCUGUUGCUGGUGCUGCUUUGCCCGGCGCUGAGCUUCCCGGCCGAGCAGCCCGGUUUUCAGUCACUUUCUCAUCUGUCUUCCUACGAAAUUAUUGUCCCCAAGAGGAUAGAAAAAGAACAAGAAAGAGAACAGGCCCAACAUUUAGAGGACCAGUUAUCAUUCAGGGUUACAGUUGAAGGAAAACCAUAUACCAUUCAUUUAAGAAGGCACAACGAUCUGGUGUCCCAAGACUUCAGAAUUUACACCUACGAUGAAAGUGGAAAGCUGAAAACAGAAACUCCAGAUCUUCAGAACCACUGCCACUACCAGGGAUAUGUCGAAGGCGACUCAAGUUCUAUAGUUGCAGUCAGCACCUGCUUCGGGCUCAGGGGCUUGGUGCAGAUCCAGGACAUCCCCUAUGGAAUUGAGCCCAUCAACAACACGUUGCGCCAUGCUGUUUACCGGAUGGAGAACGUGAAAAAAGCACCCGGGAACUGCGGCGUCUCUCAUCCGGACAGGAAGUGGGAAAGCGGAGAUGUUCAGCGCCAUCAGAAUGCAUCUCUAAUGGCGAGAAGGAAAAGAAGCGUUCUUCAACAGACGAGAUAUGUGGAGCUCUUCAUUGUCGUAGACAAAGAAAGGUACAAUUUGUUAGGCCAGAAUAAGACGGCAGUCAGAGAAGAGAUGGUGCAGCUGGCAAACUUUCUGGAUAGUAUCUACAUCAUGCUGAACAUCCGCAUCGUGUUGGUCGGCCUGGAGAUCUGGACGUCCGAAAACAAGAUCCGGAUGGAAGGAGGCGCCGGAGAUGUCCUGGCCAAUUUCGUGCAGUGGAGGGAGCGGGAACUGGUUCCCCGCCGACGGCACGACAGCGCCCAGCUUGUUCUGAGGAAGGGUUUUGGUGGCACAGCUGGGAUGGCUUACGUGGGCACCGUGUGCUCCAACAGUCACUCUGGAGGCAUUAAUGUGUUUGGACCCAACAGCUUGCAGGCGUUUGCAUCCAUCGUCGCUCAUGAGCUUGGCCACAAUCUGGGCAUGAACCACGACAACGAUAGAAACUGUCACUGUGAAACAGGGAACUGCAUUAUGAACUCUGGAGCAUCAGGUGCCAGGAAUUUCAGCACGUGCAGCGAGGAAGACUUUGAAAAGCUAACCCUAAACAAGGGCGGGAGCUGCCUCCUCAACAUCCCCAGGCCUGAUGAGACCUACAGCAUCCCAUACUGUGGCAACAAGCUUGUGGAUGCAGGAGAAGAGUGUGACUGUGGGUCAGUGGAGGAAUGUAAAACUGAUCCUUGCUGUGAGGCAGGAACUUGCAGGCUUCGCUCAGGAUCUGGCUGCGGCUACGGAGAUUGCUGCAAAGAUUGUCAGUAUCUUUCCAAGGGCACCGUGUGCCGUGAGAAAGCCAGCGAGUGCGACCUCCCUGAGUACUGUAAUGGGUCUUCGGCCUUCUGCCCGCAGGAUGUCACUAUCCAGAACGGGCACCCUUGCCACCAAGACAAGGCCUACUGUUACGAUGGCGUUUGCCAGGAUUAUGAGUUGCAGUGCCAGAAUAUCUUUGGACCACUUCGCCUAAAUAUUACAUUUCUUUCUCUCACACAGGUGUGCAACAGCAAUAAAAAUUGCCAUUGCAGUUCGGAUUGGGCUCCUCCCUACUGUGAUUCUCCUGGAUAUGGGGGCAGUAUAGACAGUGGACCUACAUACAACGACAAUGUGGCUGCCCGAAACUGGAUCCUGGCAUUUGUGUUUAUAGCUCUUGCCAUCGUGAUAGUUGUACUCAUUCUUUAUAUUACCAAAAAUAAAAGAACUCCUUUCUGGUUGCCACUCAUGGACACCUGUUGCAGAUGCUUCCGCAGGUCGGAUAUUGGUAGGCAGCAGGUGGCUCGAACCGAAUGUCCACGCAACUUUCCAUAUUCUUCCAGAAGUGCAGCAUCAUCUGCGGUAGUGUCGUCCAUGGACCAACAGGGUGUCCCGCCAAGGCCUCCACCCCCAGUGGUGAAAACUUCAAGGGCAUCGGAACAGCUUUUCCCCUCCCGACCGGCACCUUUGCCCCCUAUAUAAAACGUCUUCAUUUACCUCUUGAAAGCCUGCACCCCCUCCUACUCCUUAAGACCCAGCUGCCUCAACUGUCCAUCAAACGACUCUGGAAACCAUCUUUUAUUCCUUGGUGCCGGAAUAAGAGGAAACGAAACGCGGAGGCGACCACGAAACGCAAAGAAAACCAAGGAAUGUAAACUCCUAUAAAAUACCUCUCUUCCGGGAUCUCAAAUCACUGAGAUUGUCAAAAAACGACAUUUGGGCUGCAUUGCUGGGCCAUGUCAGCUUGAACCAGGAACAAUGGUUUUGGAUCCAAGGGCCUCUUCCUUCUUUUGACGGUUAGAUUUAAUGGUUCUGACCCAGCCUUAGCAGAAGCAAGAAACAGACUCCUUGUUCCGAAAAACCCCUUUUGAUUUACCUCUUGUGAAUUAAUGGCAUUCACCCACCAAAAGGUCCAGGGAAUAGUCCUUCCAAGAGUUAACGGCAGCAACAGACCUUAUCCGUUCCUUGCGACAAUUACAAGGCCAGUAAAACUGCAAAUUAAGUUCUGGAAGCAGUCUCUGAGGCAUGAAACACGAUGAGCCAAAUCUACAGAAAUCCAAACUAUUGUCUCCUGCAACCACCACUCCCCUUUCCUUCUAUUUAUUCCCCAGCCAGGGAGGGGCCAUUCAACAUCCACGUGUGCUUUGCUUCCCGGGGUCGACUCCCUGACCUCUGUUGUUUCCCCUCUCCUAACAGCUCUGCGCAUACGCGCGUCUGGAACAGGCUUCAGCUGUUCUUCCUCCUCACUCAUCUCAGUCUCCGACGGCAGGUGCCUUUCUGUGGCUGGUAAAUGUCGGACGGCCCCGGCUCUGUAUCUGCGUCGGACGCAGAGCAUCUAUCAGAGCCUUUCCCAGACUCCAGCAUCGGCCCAAAUUCCUCCCCGACCUCCUCAUUGUCCAAUUCAUCGUCCACAACAUUAAUCAGGUGAUACUUGACGCAUACAAUCCCACCCACCCUCCCGCUAAUCCCUUGAGGGGUUUUUUCCCUCCAGAAAAUGAAAUAAGUCGAGGGAAGAGGAGGCCUAACUAUUUUUAAGGCCCAGUAAAAUUGAUCAAGAAGCCUGCUUCCAUUUCACUAAAACCUACUUUACAGUCCCGGAAAGCGUCAUUAUGGGAAGCAAAUGUAGUUCAACUUGAUUUGUUGGGGGGGGGAGGAAUCAGGUGUGCACAGCCCUAAUUGUGGGGUGCAGGGUCCUGUCCUUUCACACCUUGUGCCUUGGGAGUAUCGGAUGCAAACAAACAGGUGUGUCUCAAGGUGCGUGUGGCACUUGAAACGAUGGACGGCUUAAAAAAUUUAAGGCUUGCACGUCGUAUGCUUUGGGUGUGCAGCUGUCCUUCAAAAUACAGGCUGGCAAGUUCUUCCUGGGGCAAGUUUGACAGCUGCACUUUCCCUGAAAAGUUAUAUCACCUGUCUUCACCUGUAGUUCUGAGCUUUGGUCCAAGGUCCAACCCAGGAACAGGAGCAACUUUUAAAAUUGCUUUUUGCGUGGAUUGGGAGUUUCUUACCUGAAAAUGCAGGAAGCUAAAGACACCUGAGAAAAUGUGAAGCAUCAUGGCCGUGCAACUGUAUCCUUCCCUGCUUCGAAGCCAGACCCACUGAAUUCAAUGGGACUUUUGUUCAGUGGGUGUAUGAUGACAAGCUUAAUCCAAGCAGGCUACCAGCCAAGGGCUGUUCUUGAUUGUUCACUGCUAACACUGACAUUGUUUUCUUUUUUUUAAAUGAAACAAGAGAGAAGAAUUGGCAGGAAAACAGGAGAUUAUAAUCAAUAGAAGACGAUCCAUCAUCCUACUCAGGGGUGUGUGUAUA